Messenger RNA from Podospora bellae-mahoneyi, 1051 nucleotides. RefSeq lists its product as uncharacterized. NCBI's taxonomy places the organism in Eukaryota, Fungi, Ascomycota, Sordariomycetes, Sordariales, Podosporaceae. Bases 194 to 754 code for a protein of 186 amino acids. Gene Ontology annotation, molecular function: carbon-sulfur lyase activity. The record is from RefSeq and is a predicted model, not a curated record. The transcript has 3 exons.
GAAUGAGAUAACCCGGCACAAUCCUUCCCAGAGCUUAUUUGGCUGUCUGCAUCGUAGCACGAUGAUUUUUAAGCAAGCCGGGAACUUUGGUCCGUCCUCGCAUAUGUUCAUAGUAUGCAUGAUUAUCCGAAGACCGAGCUCUGUUCUAUAUAAACAACUUUGAUGUACAAGCGAGGGUCAAGUAACUGCUGGUAUGAUUGCCCCAUCCUUCUUCCCUUUAUACAAGUUUCUUGACAAUUUCAGCAUGGCAACCUCGACCUCGCCAACCUCGGAGCUUGCCACCACCAGUGGUGAAACAACCAAAAAUGAGCAAACGUACCCCUGCUCCUGCCACUGCGGCUCGAUAACCUUUACCGUGACCCUCUCCCCCCCGCUGGCAGAGCAGACAGUGAUGGAAUGUAACUGCUCGAUUUGUCGACGGGUUGGGUAUCUACUUGUUUUCCCUCCCAAAGAAGCAGUCGUGUUCUCCGAAGACAGCCUCCCCCGCCUCUCCCGCUACCAGUUCAACACCAAACAAAUCGACCACCUCUUCUGCGGUAAUUGCGGCUCCAGCUUGGGCAUCGACUUUCGCGAGUUUCGGCAGAAGGGGUACGGGAUCAGCGUGAGGGCGUUCAACGAUGUCGACCUGGAAGGGCUGAAGUACAAAAAGGGGGAUGGAAAGGCCAAGCUCCCUCCUUAUAGUGAUUUAUCCGGGGUCCAGUGGGCUUUGGACCACCCUGCUGGCGAGAACGAGCGGAAGGAAAAGGCUAUGUAGUGAAGAAAAAAUAUGAUAAUGUUCUUUUCGCUUGCUAAUGAUGCAAAACCCUCCGCCCGCUGAUACGCGGCAGUACAUUAUACCAAUCAACCCACCUCGCAUAAAGCGGCAUCCCAAUGCUCGCAUUCUGCCCGUUGUCAAUCGCCUUGAUCACCUCCUUCGCCACAUCAACCGGCUCCACCACCGGGGCCAAGAACGCGUUGGGUGUCUUCACCCCAGCAAACAAAGGCGUGGAGAGCUGCCCCGGGGUGACAAGCACCGUUCUAAUCUCGGGGUGUGAUUCCUUCAGUUCCGCCG